This is a messenger RNA of Dothidotthia symphoricarpi CBS 119687, 2149 nucleotides long. RefSeq lists its product as uncharacterized. The annotation marks the transcript as partial. The transcript has a single exon. NCBI's taxonomy places the organism in Eukaryota, Fungi, Ascomycota, Dothideomycetes, Pleosporales, Dothidotthiaceae. The record is from RefSeq and is a predicted model, not a curated record.
UCAUGAACAUCCAUGCAACCUCAGAAACAGGUAAUUCAGCUUAUAAAGAUUCUAUAGACAACACUUCUAUACGGCUACUCCGGUUCUCGCAGCCCGAAAAUGGUCUUUUCGUCGGCAAACUACAAACAUGGAAACUCGCCAGCGCUCCACAUUUCUAUACCGCCAGUUACGUAUGGGGUGUGCACGGAUAUUCCGGGACAACCAUUCGUCUAAAGUCAGGAGGUACUUUGCCCGUGCUGAGCAGUCUUGUGCCGUUCAUGCAUAUGGUUACGCAGCAUGACGACUUUCAGGAUAGUGAUUGGUGGUGGAUAGACAGUCUCACGAUAAAUCUUGCAGAUCAGCAUGAGCGCGAGCAACAGGUCCGCAUCAUGGCAGAUAUCUAUAGACGAUCGAGAAGAGCUAUCAUAUGGUUGGGGGAGGAACAAGAGGACGGUAGCGAUUGUACGGGCGCUAUCGAAUUCCUCCACCACCUCAGUAGCCUUCAAGUCGGUUUUAGUGGCGACGAUCGCGCAAUGCGCGAGCACCUAUCAAACUCGGAGUUCUCUGCCAACUGUCUAGCGGUUACCUCUCUCCUUUCUAGACCUUGGUGGACUCGGGUAUGGACGCUUCAAGAGUUUGUCCUCCCGAAAGAAUCAAAACUGUACUGUGGAGCCAAGUCGGUCAGUCGUGGUAAAUUCAAGAGUGCAAUAUACAGCAUCUUCUUAUGCAGUACGAUUAGCAACGACUUCGAACACGAACUGGUCCCGCGCAGAAUCUUCGACGGUGCUUACAAUCGAAGGAGAAUACAUCAAUGGCAUACCAGACCCAAAUCGCAAGGCAUCGGUUUGGUCGCUAUCAUGGCAUACCUAGGCAACUACUCUGCCACUGACAGUAGAGAUCGCAUAUACUCUGUUCUGGGCUUGAUCACCUCCCGAGACCGCGCACUCAUAGGGGCACCGGAUUAUACUUCUAGUGCCGAGUUUCAGUUUGCAAGACUCGUGCGUUCGUUCUGGGAUGAGUACGGUUACCUUGACAUCAUCUGCUUCGUACACCUCUUCAGUCGAUACUCAGGUCCGGUUGACCCAGGUCCGGAGCAUGCUGUUCCGUGGUGGGCGCCAGACUGGCGAAGUAUGAAUGACUUUGCAUCGCCUGUGCCACUGAUGGCUAGCCAGAGUGCGAGCUCCCACAUCGGGAACUUUAGACCCUUGAAAUCUGCACGCUGGAAAGUACAUUACGACGCUCCCGGAUCAAAGCUGAGGAGGAAAGCAAAUGUCCAUUUUUCCGACAGUCUGCAAGAGAUGUGGUGCGAUGGCGUCAUAUUGGACACCGUGCAUGGCCUUGGAGGAUUGGAUGCACGCGAGCUGCGGUGCCAGAGUUUCAUCUGCGCAGCUUCUGGCCAUGAAAUGUUGCAAUCUGGUGAAGACCAACACACGGCACCAAGAGCGACCAUGCUCCCCAUGGACUGGCUAGAAGCAAUCGCUCGUUCUCUCGUCCUCGACCGCCAGGACAAAUAUCUUGGCUUCCAAGCCCCUCGUCAUUACGUUUCCGAUUUUCUCUUUUUUUGCGACGCUUGCAUCAAUGGCGAACCGAUUGAUUGGAGUUUCUCAACUUGGUUCGAAUACAAUAGGAAGCUACGGUUUGGCCAUCAGACUUUAGAAGACCUAGUCGCGAGCACUCACACAGCGGUCCUGUCCUCGCCGCCGCAGCUACACCGUCCACCUUCUCACCCGAUGCAUCAAUUGAGUAACUCCGAUGUCGAAAAAGUCGACACAUUUCUAUCACGAUUUCAUGAUACGGUACGUAAGAAACCGCGGAGACUGAUGGUCACUAACGAGGGUAUUGUCGGCAUGGCCCCUUGUCGCUCGCGAGAGGGCGAUGCUGUUUGCAUCCUGUUCGGGUGUAGUAUUCCGCUUGUUUUGAGACAGGUGGGGACGCCAGAGGCAUGGCAGGUCAUCGGCGAAGGGUACGUGCAUGGACACAUGAAUGGAGAGGUUGCAAUGUUACUGAAAAAGGAGAAGAAGAGCACCUAUCGAUUUCGCUUGAUUUAACUGUAGAUGUGGUAAUGGUAUGUUAGCUAGCUCAGCGAUGGGACGCGUUCAAGAAUUCGUGUCAGCUAGAUGCGAGUCACCUUUAGUGAUCACCGGUGGAGAUAUCGCCUGAGUACACUGGC